Paramuricea clavata is the source of this 7123-nucleotide messenger RNA. The record is from the annotation of a GenBank genome assembly. NCBI's taxonomy places the organism in Eukaryota, Metazoa, Cnidaria, Anthozoa, Malacalcyonacea, Plexauridae.
CAAAUAUAUUAAGUUAUUAAUAGUCUUGUUACGAGAGGCUAUUAAUCUUAUUAAAUUAUAACCCUUGAUUGAUGAUCAAUAUUAUCUGAUAUUUCCUCGUAUCAUUUCCUUUUUUGGUAUGACAGUAAACACAUGCGCAGUGUCACUGUAGACACAACAGACUCGGAAUCAACAAUCGAGGAGAAAAAAACGAUUAUGUUUUGAUUUUUGAAAUGCAGAUUUAAACCAUUAUUUGCGGGCGAUGCUUUAUUGCUUUGCCAAAGGCGAUGGUAUUGCCUUUAAGCGUUUGAAUACGAAGGAAAUUUGGUGGAUUUUGGACUGAAAUAACUUCAAAAUGCGAAUGCAAGUGAAGCUAGAAAUUGGCCACAAAGCAGCAUGUCGCUUGGAGCCGACUCCAGAAGGCUUUACACACGACUGGACGAUUUUCGUUCGCGGAUCCGAGGGGAAAGACAUUUCACAUUUUGUAGAGAAAGUAAUAUUUCAUCUGCACGAAAGCUUUCCCAAGCCAAAACGUGGUAUGUUUUGAUGUUUUGAACUUUAUGUUUGUAAAUGCUAAUCCCCAUUCUAAGGGUUUCUAUUUGAUAAAUAAGUGGAUACAAUCUUUAUUUACACAAAUCGAGUGCUGUAUUGUGCUUGAAUUAUUUCACAAAUAAAUGUUGUCUCUGUACUUGAUUCAUCUCUCGUUUAAAACUAACAUGUACACUCGGAACAAUCUGUCAUGGACACUCAAUCCUUCACAAAAAUGCCUUUAUUGUAAUCAAUUUGUCGCUGGCUUUAGAGGAAAUAUAUUUUUAGGAUAGAAAGGCAAUCAUUGAUGCUUAUAAUUUACUGUGAUUUGCCCUCUGUUUAUACUUGUAUGGUUCAGAAUUUAUUGUUUAUUGGGUGAAAAAAAAUAUAUAAUUAUUUAUCAAAGAUCACAUAACCUGUGAAUUACUGAUUAUGAACAAAGCUACAUUCAAUAAUUAUUUAAUUAUGAUCUUUUUUAGUAAUAUUUGUACAUAAAUGCUGUGGCAUCAAGCUCGUGUAACAGUCAUGUAAUACCGGAAAACAUUGUUGUUUACACUUAAAACUGUGUUUGUAGUUUCAAUUUGUGCUGCGAUUUUCUUCUGCGAUUUUAUUUGAAUGAGUAGAUGAAUUGUGAAUUUUUUUGUUACGGGUAAUGUCAUUAAAUCUGGCAUUCGGUGUAAUAAUCUCUAAAUAACACCCUGACAUUCAACCUAAUGCUCACCUAGACACAAUAUUUCAGCCCUCGAAAAUUAGGUCAGCAUUCGGCAAUGCCGACCUAAAUGCUGACCUGUCAACCUCACAGGUCGGCAAAAUUUUUGCUGACCUUAAUUUAGCUGUUAAAAAGUCAGCAAUUAUAGAAUUUGAUUCGUAGUUUGAUUAACUAAAUGCACUUUGGUGUAAUGUUUAAAAAUUGACGGGUAUUCUAUAUAUAAUUCAGGUAAGACUUGUCAUGUUACUGUAGUUUGCGUUUCUGCGGAAAAAAGCAUGCUUUAUAUUCUGAUUUCAAUGAUUCGCAAAUACGUGAUUACUAGUGCUCCAAGACAUGGAAACAGAUUUUAAAAAAUGCCGAGACAUGCUGACCUAGGUUAGAUUUAGGUCAGCAUUUUUUUGCCGACGUCGAUUUUGAUGGUUUUCGAGGGCUGAUAUUUGCCUAAAAGUUUGCAUGCAACCUGAUUACAACUUGAGUUGUACUGUAUAAAUCAAGCACACAACUGCCUUUGUUGUCGUAGAUGAAUUGUGUUCUUGAUUUACACAGUACAACCACAGACUACUACACAGAAGUCCAUCUCCAUUGCUUUUUCCAUAAGCGCUAUUCGUCAUGAUUCGUCACUCGGCAAGUACCGUAAACAGAAGCAGUCACCCCCCUGGACAUGCACCAUUUUUAGUAUUUCCAGGGGGUGACUGCUUCUGUUUACGGUACUUGCCGAGUGACGAAUUAUGACGAAUAGAGCUUAUGCAAAAAGCAAUGGAGAUGGACUUCUGUGCAGUAUUCUGUGGUACAACUCAAGUUGUAAGCAGGUUGCACGCGACAGUUUUAGGCAAAAGUUAUCUAGUGUAAAUCGGCCUUUAUUGUCAAACUGAAUGUUUUGAGUAUAUUUACCCUCAUCCAAACAUUCAUAAUAGGUUAUUUUCAAUUUCUUCACAGCUAUAAAAGACCCACCAUACAAGUUAGAUGAGUCGGGCUAUGGCGGUUUUGAACUGAAGGUCGAGGUUUGUUUCAAAACAAAAGAUGAGCCCCGAAGAGUCCACUUUACUUAUGAUUUAUUUCUACCACUGAAUGGCUUGCCUCCUGUUACAAGCGUUCGGACGGAGGCCCUCACCUUUACUCAUCCCACUGAGGAUUUUAUGAAGAAAUUAGUGAAAGGGGGAGGCAUUCCAAUCUCGGCUGUUAAUGGUGUAAGGUAAGUAACUAUGUGUACAAUAAAUGUUUGAGAAGUAACAUCACAGGACUUCGAUGAUUCACAUGUUGUUUUAUGAUCCAUAGAAAUAGUAUGAGACUUCUUAUUGACUUUUAACCACUUUGCCCAAUCUUCUUUCAAGUACUGUGUGGGACAUAGCCUGUACAAAUAAAGCCUGACACAAACCUAAUCUGAUAUCCACCCACUAUAAAUUUAAUAUUUACAUGUAGUAUCCAAUCAAAAUCUCCCAGGAAAAAUGUCAAAUUCACACAAUAACAACAGCAAUCUAAUUAUAGUUAAAAUAUACAUAAGUGGGACAACACAAUGCGAUCAUUUGCGCACUAUAGAAAUUCUUGACCCGAGAAGCCGUCUUUGCAUUUUGUCUGAAGAAUGAGAGCGGUAAAUUGCUCCUGUAGUUUUGCUAAGGAAAGAGGCGGUUCUCCAGAACUAUUAUAAGAUUGUAAAUGAUUUACUUAAUAUUAUAAUCAAUUAAUUUACUUGGUCUAGAAGUUGGGCCAUGUAUAUUUUUCGCAGUAUUCAACUUGGAUACCGGGAUUCAAAGUUUAGUAUCCCUUCUGAGAAUCCAGUAUCUCACUUCUGGAUACUGGUUACCGGUACCAUAAGUAUUAUACCCUGUCCCAUCUAAAUAAGUUUCCAUGACUCUCACUGUUACAAAUUACAAUAACAACAGGAGACUCAACAGUCAACAGCUAAACAGUUCAUUAAUACUCUAAAAUGCACGUAAUCCCUCAAACUUCUAUAUGCUAGUCCUCAAUGAGGAAAGACUGAUGGCAAACUGAUAGUAUUCAAAAGCUAUCAGGAGCCUGUCAAAAGUGUUUAACAUUUUCCUAAUGUUUGAAAUUUUCUUAGUAUCCAGUCGGGAUACAAGUGACCCGAGAAGCCGUCUUUGCAUUUUGUCUGAAGCAUGAGAUGGUAAUGAUAUAAUCCAGCUGUCUCCUAGCUGACUAACGUUAUUUUUAAAUACAUCUUGUAAAUAGGCGUAAGCCCCCUUGAUGAGCUUAUUAGCUCUUGGGGCAAACGUGUUUUUUUUCAAAUAUGUUUAAAUAAAUAAAUAAACAAGUCAUUCACAGUUUGGUAGCCAAAACCAAAUUUUUCCUAUCCUUUGGAUAUCUGGAUACUUCAAAUUUCAGACCCUGUUAAAUAAUAACUAGACGCAACCAAGGCAUGCAGCAAAUCAUUAGUUCACUUACAAAUUAGGCUGAGCAAAAGCCUGUCAAGAAAGGUUUGAAUAACACAUAUUUUGUUUUUAAAAUGUGUAGUAAUGGUAUUAGCAAUGGACAUCCUCCGACACGAGAGGAAACCAAAGAACCAGCACAAAAGACUGCUUCUAAUAUCUCUGAAAAUGAAAAAACUAAAAAGAUUAAACUUCCCAAAUCCAGUUCGAAACCUAGCUCUGGUGUAGUAGGCGUGAAACGAUCACCACCUUUACACGAACAAACAGCCACAGAUGGUGUGCCGAAAAAGAAGAAAAAAUCAUCUGAUGGGUCUAGCUCAUCAAAAACGAAACACUCACAAGGGGAGAGCGUGGUGGCGCCUGCGUCGCAACCUUUGACAACCGAGGUCAAAGACUUAAAAGUGAAAUUUAAGCCUAUCCUGCCGAAAGAAAGUGUUGAAAAGGAGCGAAAGAAAGAGCCUAGUGCGGACAAGUCUAAAACUUCUCACAGUGCAAAAAGUAAGGAAUCAAAGUCUCAGAAAUCUGAACAUGAAAGCAAAAAGCUGGAUAAAAGCGAACAUAAAAUAAAGGUGAAGAAAAAAGGCGAGAAAUCGGACAAGAAACGAAGUGGUGAAAAGAAGGAAAAAAGUAAAUCAAAGAAAGAUAAGAUCGAGAAAGUGACAAUUCGUAGAAGUUCUGGUGACAGCUGGGCAAGUGCUGGCGGCUCAGGGCUUAUGUCAAAUGUCGUUGCAAAGAAUAAAGCGUUGGGGAAAUUACUCAGUGAGAUGUCAUCAGAUGAAGACGAGGGAGACUUGCCAACUCCUUUCAAACGUGAAUCAUCACCAGUUUUGUCUAAGAUCACUCUCAAGGAAAAGGUUGACCUCCCUAUUCCGUUCAAGCAUGAGCCCUCACCCGUUAUAACACAAGCUUCUCACAAGGAGAAGGACGAUCUCCCUCCACCAUUUAAACAUGAAUCAUUGCCGGCUCUGACAAAGAACACACACAAGGAACAAACGAGUCACGCUUCUCACAAGGAGAAGGACGAUCUCCCUCCACCAUUUAAACAUGAAUCGUUGCCGGCUCUGACAAAGAACACACACAAGGAACAAACGAGUCACAAGGAACAAACGAGUCACAAAGAGCAAACAAGUCACAAGGAAGAAACAGCAAACAAGAACGGUUUGAGUAGUUUGAAAACCAAGGAGAACUCAAGUCAUGUUGAGAGUAAAAAUACAAAUCAUGUUGAGAAUAAUACGGAAGAACAAUUGAACCAUGCCAGUGAAUCUAGUGAAUUAAUGAACACUUCGUCUACGAUUGAAAAUGGGUAGGAAUUACGUUUUUAAUUCUUUAAAACUGUAGUAGAGGGUAUGUAGACAAGGGGAUAUAGUCUCUCUCUACAGCUGAUACACAUGGGCUUGUUUCAUUGUCUUUUCAUUGUUUUGAACUGAAAUGCAACUACCAUAUUUACUCAUUUUCAGUACUGCGUCGCUCCUUAAACUUUUAGCAUUUCUGUUGCGGCACUUAUUCGCGUGCAGGACUGACGAGGCCUCGCUUUACAUUCUUGUGAAUAGGUAAGGCGCUUUAAUAUUCCAGGGCGGCGCUCUUUAAUACAUUGAUCUGAUAUGCGGCUUUUAAUUGACCGCGGCACUUAAACGAGUAAAUACGAUAUUCUCCUUGCCAUCAGUCACUCGUAGUUUUGAUAUAUUUCUAGCUUUGCCUGUUAUCAAAAGCAUUUACAUUUGUAUUCGUUGUUUUUUCCAGGGUUUCCAAAAGCAAAGAUGAAAAGCUAAGAGAGCAGGAACUCUCCAAUAAAGAAUUAUUCGACCUUUAUGAGCAGAUUACAAAAUGUGAAGAUACUGAAUUCCUACAGAAAGUAGUGGACGUGAUAGAAACCACUGGACUUUAUACCGUUGCAGAGAAAACGUUUGAAUUUGAUCUAUGUAGUUUGGAAAAAAACACUCUGCAACAGUUACAAAAGUGUCUGGGUAGGAGGUAGUUGUAAAUUACGAAGAGGUUAUUGUUUUAUCUGUGGGUUGCGCGUUUUAUAUUCCUGGGUUUUCAAAGGCAGCAGAUGCUCGUCAACUUCAGAGAUGUCGACAAGAAAAGUGGCACUGUCAUCAAAAUUUUUAUUUUCUAAACGAAAAUGCUCCUAAAACUGUAUAAUAACUUGUUUUGAAGAUUUUUGUUCUCACGCUUAGUUCUUGAGAUAUUUCAUUUUGUUUGUAACCAUGUGACGUCAUUUACUCAAUUACAUAUAUAAUGAGAUAUCAGUAAUUGUUGUGUAUCUUUGCUAUUUUUGAUGGAUUUCUUUAAAAAAACCAGUAUGCUUAAUGAUGUAGGUUAAAUUAAAAACGCGCGGCAUCUUUGGAAAGAUUUUGAUAAAAAAUAACAAAGAUACACAACAAUUACUGAUAUCUCAUUAUAUAUGUAAUUGAGUAAAUGACGUCACAUGGCUACAAACAAAAUGAAAUAUCUCAAUAACUAAGCAUGCGAACAAAAAUCUUCAAAAGAAGUUACUAUACAGUUUUGAUGACAGUGCCACUUUAACUUUUAUUUUGUCACUCUGAUAACUGCAGGUUGCCUACCAUCUGCUGCGCGAUUGCGCUUAGGGACAGCUAGGUCAUUAUUUAUGCUGGGGGGGGGGGAAGAGAAAUAUUUUUCUUGGUAAAAGGCUCUGCCGAUCCAACCAUUAAAACGUGUUAAAAAUUUUACCCAACUUCAAAUAUCAACAAAAAAUAAAUACCCACCCCUUGCCGAAAACUUUACGAUACAACACCAUUCAGUUGUCACACAUGUCCUUUACCACUUCUGUGACACGAGUUUGAUAACUGCUUGUGCAAUUUUCUGCAGUCUAAAGUUUCAUGUUGUCUGCGCAUGUACUUUUUUUGGAGAUAUACCAUUUCCCCCAUAACAAAUUGGAAAAUGAUCGUGACUCUGAUUGAUUUACAUAUUGUAUUGACAUAUGACUGUUGACAUUGCUUUUUAGUUUUCAAUAUUUGAGUGAGUCAUGCUUUGGAAAUGACAAUAAUUUUUCAUUACCCAACCUUUGAGUUGUUUUUUUUACCCAACCUUUUACUCACUCAAAUUUUUGUUUACCCAACCCUUUUCUCUUCGUUGCAACCCCCCUCAUAAAUAAUGACCAGUCCCGUAGGCCCCAGUUACACGAGACCAGAUUCGCAUCGGAGCGACAUCAAAUUUUACAGUUUCAGGGAGAGUUUAGCACUCAAAAUUAUGAUAAUAUAACAGAAUUAGUCAAAAACUUGGGCGAACCGUAUCAUGUAACUGGAGCCUUAGUAAAACCAAAUAAUAUAUUGUUAUCCAAAUUGGCAUCUAUGAUGCUUACCAACUAUAUAAAGAAUCUGUAUCAUAUAGAAAUGCAUUUCAAGUCUUUCAUACCCUAUGUUGGGCUUUGAGAAGUAAUUGUUUUAAAUUUAAUGCGUUACAGAGUGGAUGUGUGCGUGUUAUAUGCGCAGAAUAUUGUCUUAGAGUGUUACUUUUGUAUUAUAUAUAUUAUUUGUUUAAAUUAUAUUGGACCAGAUGUUAU